GUAAACAGCGAGAGCGAGAGAGGUGGUUCCUGCCCGUGUACCCCCACUGUCCCCUCAACAGGAGGCGGCUGUCUUGACUUACUGCACCAGUGUCCCUUUCACAGAAAGCGGCUGUCUUGACCUACAGCACGAGUGUUAUCUCACAGGAGACAGCUGUCUUCUGUCUUCACCUUCUGCACCAGUGCUCCCUCCACAGGAGGCGACAGUCUUGACCUCCUACAUCAGUGUUCCCAACAGGAGGUGGCUGUCUUGACAUACAUGACAGUAUUCUCCAACAGAACAUAAUUAUCUUUAUCCAUCAUAGGAGGUGGCUAUCUUGAACUGCACCACAGUAUUUCUCCACAGGAGGUGGCUGUCUUGAUCUGCAUCAGUGUUCCUGGAGUUUGGUGGGCUGCCGGUGUUACCUCAGGACAUGGUGGGUGUCUGUCCUGCCGUGCCAGAGCUCAUUUGAAGGUGCUGAUGUGCUUUUGUCAGAGCAGAGUUCAAAGGAUGUGUGAUGUCUAUAGCGUCUGGAGUCAUUGGGGAUCAUUAAAUAGCCCUCAAAUUGGACUUGUUGGGGGCUCUGUGCUCACCAUCCUGGGAAUAGCCAGGGGUAUCUGAGCAGUGCAUUUACCUGCUUUAAGCCAGAGUUAUCUUUCUGCCAAAAGGCAAUGUAUAGCAGCAAGGCUUAAGUAUUUUACCCAGACAAGGGACCAGCAGAGUACAUGAGGAACUGUUCUGUUGUUUCCUAAAUCAACAACAAUAACUACAUCAUCAUCCUGUCAUCGUGCAACAGAGGCUACCCCUACCCUUCCACAGAAACAAUGGCCUCGGUAGAUGUCAUACGAGAAGCCGCUUUAUACUUGGAGUAUUUCCUUAAAGGAAUGUCAGAGUGCAGUGUAAUUGGCAGUUACACAGUUCAGUUUCUAGAAAUGCGGAGCUUUAGUAUGCGUCUCCAGUCAACUUUAGCAUCACAUCUGGUUCAACUUGUUGUAAAUAUGAAGGGACUCCUAAUGAAGUUGGACAGUUCUAUGUUGCCUAUUUGUAAUGCUGAAGUUCAGACAGAAGAAAGGGGUUUGUGUUCAUUGUGCAGAUGUCAGGGAUCCAUAUGUGAACCUCUUAAGACCAUCCCAUUAGAAGAUGCCAAAGACAGACUAGACACGGCUCUUCAAGAGAAAUCUUUUGAAUCACCUGAACUUGUUCACUUGCUUACCUCAGCACCUUUAAGCCAGCUUAAGCAAGAGAUAGCAUGUGUAACAGAAUCCAUUGUUUCUGGUUCUUCACAGUGUCAUGAGGUGGAAAUGGCUGUAAAUGAUAUGGAUUUUAAAGAAAUUAAACCAAAGGAAAUAUUGAAGAUCAGAGAUAAUGGUUUGAUUACAGACUCUCAGACAGAAAAAUGUGUUUUAGCACCGCCAUUGCAUACAACCCUUGAUGACAGUAUUGACCUGGAUUAUACUGCAUCUUCACAGCUUGAAGAGGACUCUCAGGGGGAGAUUUUAUUAGAUGAUCUGAAUGGCUGUGAUGCAGCUCAGUCUGAAGGUCUGAUGUACUCUGUGUACACCAUGAACCCUUGUGGAUCUCUGCAGUUAGUGAGUCGGGUUCUUAGCAAAAGUACUUCAUGCAGGGACUCACUCGAUGAGCCAGUUGAGAGAGCUACAAUAAAAAUUAACAACACGAAAGAUGAUGACUACAGAAGUCAGGCACAACUUGAAUCCCUUAUUUUACAAGGGGAAGAUGUUAAGUCAUCUGAGUUGGAGAUGAAUCAGGAGGAGAUGGUUGUAGCCCCAGACAUUCCAGGCUUUGAAGAGCGGCAGUUACUGAAAUCCACAAACAGAAGAUCAAAUUCAAGAAAAAUUAUUGCUUCACAGGGGAGUCCUGCUGGAACAAUACUAACUGAUAUUGUUAAGUUGGGCCCAGAGGAUCUUGGUAGUGCAACAUGGUGUGGAGUGUGUGAAAAGGAAUUUCCAUCAGCAGGAAGUCUUAAAGUUCAUCUUUCUCGUAUGCAUAGCCAGGUGAAAUGGUGCCAUACAUGUACAAAGACAAUAGAUUCUGAAGAAGAGAUGUGUGAUCAUAUUCGAGAAUGUCAUGGAGACCUACCCUUUAUUUGUAUUAUAUGUGGACAGAGUUUAAGAACCAAUGCUGCCUUCCAGAGACAUAAGGAUAUUCACAAGGGACUGCGUGGAAGUGCCUGUGAGAUUUGCGGGCAAACAUUCUCUCGGACAGAAUAUUACAGAGAACAUAAAAGGGUUCAUACUGGAGAAAAACCAUAUGAGUGUGAAAUAUGCAAGAAGACCUUUAGUAGAUCAAGCAAUUUAUACACUCAUAUGAGAAUCCACAACAAUGAGGAGCAACGUCACAUAUGCAAUGUUUGCAUGAAAUCAUUUGCUCGAGCUGAUAAGUUGAAAGAUCACAUGAUUCGUCAUUUACAGAUAAAACGUUAUGCUUGUCGUUUAUGUCCAAAGGCUUAUAAUGAGAAAAGAGACCUAACCAAACAUUUGGAAAAAGUACAUGCUGAUCACAGUAAUCUUGAUACAUGACAAGUUGUUAUAGCAGGCAGUUCCUGUGUAAUCUUUUCUUAUCCUAUAGAUGUCUUAUUUCUAUUUAAAUAUCAAUAUUGGACAUUUGGUAUCUUCACUAUUUAUAUUUUGUAUUAAAUUAAAUCAUCAGAAUAGAUCACUACAAGUAGUAAUUACUGUUCUUCCAAGUAUGAUGCUUUAGAAUUUCAGAAUGAAAUGUACAGUUAAGCUUAAUAAAUGUAUUUCCUAAUAUAUCUAUUUAAUAAAAAACUACUUUCUU
This is a messenger RNA of Procambarus clarkii (red swamp crayfish), 2775 nucleotides long. RefSeq lists its product as uncharacterized. Lineage: Eukaryota; Metazoa; Arthropoda; Malacostraca; Decapoda; Cambaridae. Gene Ontology annotation, cellular component: chromosome. The record is from RefSeq and is a predicted model, not a curated record. Gene Ontology annotation, molecular function: chromatin insulator sequence binding. Gene Ontology annotation, biological process: regulation of transcription by RNA polymerase II.